Messenger RNA from Nyctereutes procyonoides (raccoon dog), 3343 nucleotides. RefSeq names its product bradykinin receptor B1 (gene BDKRB1). Gene Ontology annotation, biological process: immune response; inflammatory response; neutrophil chemotaxis. The record is from RefSeq and is a predicted model, not a curated record. The coding region runs from base 236 to 1273 and encodes 345 amino acids. The transcript has 3 exons. Gene Ontology annotation, molecular function: bradykinin receptor activity. Lineage: Eukaryota; Metazoa; Chordata; Mammalia; Carnivora; Canidae. Gene Ontology annotation, cellular component: membrane.
CUGGAAGAGACCCAUGUUCCUGUCUUUUCAUGAGGACCCUGUGCCCACUACAGCCUCUCUCAGACUCACUUUUUCGGCAAUCCCCCCAGUGACCUCAUCGGAGAGGCGGUUGUGUAAUCCAGGGCCACAGCAUUUGCACGGCGCUGCCCAGCGCAGAACACACCUCCGAAGGCCGCUCUCGCCAUCCGAAAACCCUCUGAGGUUGUGAGCUCUUUACCGUCCCAAGUCCCUGUGGAUGGCAUCGCGGGCCCCCCUGGAGCUCCAGCCCCUGAACCGGAGCCAGCUGUCGCCUCCAAACGCCACGACCUGUGACAAUGCUCCAGAAGCCUGGGACCUGCUGCACAGAGUCUUACCAUCAGUCAUCAUCAUCAUCUGUGUCUGCGGGCUGCUGGGAAACCUUCUUGUGCUGGCGGUCUUGCUCCGGCCCCGGCGGCGUCUGAACGUGGCCGAAAUGUACCUGGCCAACCUGGCCGCCUCCGACCUGGUGUUUGUCCUGGGCUUGCCCUUCUGGGCGGCGAACAUCUCGAACCAGUUCCGCUGGCCCUUCGGGGGCCUCCUCUGCCGCCUCGUCAACGGAGUCAUCAAGGCCAAUUUGUUCAUCAGCAUCUUCCUGGUGGUGGCCAUCAGCCGGGACCGCUACCGCGCGCUGGUGCACCCCAUGGCCACCCGGCGGCGGCGACAGGCCCGGGCCACCUGCAUGCUCAUCUGGGUGGCGGGCAGCCUCCUGAGCGUCCCCACCUUCCUGUUCCGCUCCAUCGAAGCUGUGCCCGAGCUGAACAACGACAGCGCCUGCGUCCUGCUGCACCCCCCCGGGGCCUGGCACGUCGCGAGGAUGGUGGAGCUGAACGUGCUGGGGUUCCUGCUGCCGCUGGCUGCCAUCGUCUUCUUCAACUGCCACAUCCUGGCCUCCCUGCGCGGGCGGCCCGAGGUGCGCGGGGCGCGGUGCGGGGGCCCCCCCGACGGCAGGACCACCGUGCUCAUCCUCACCUUCGUGGCCGCCUUCCUGGUGUGCUGGACCCCCUACCACUUCUUCGCCUUCCUGGAAUUCCUGACGCAGGUGCAGGUCGUCCGCGGCUGCUUCUGGGAGAAUUUCAAAGACCUGGGCCUGCAGUACGCCAGCUUCUUCGCCUUCAUCAACAGCUGCCUGAACCCCGUCAUCUACGUCUUCGUGGGCCGGCUUUUCAGGACCAGGGUGUGGGACCUUUUUAAGCAGUGCGCCCCCAGAAGGCCGCCUGCCAUGUCCCAUAGGAAACGGGUCCUCCAGCUCUUUUAGCAGAAUUAAGACAGCCGUGGGUCCCGAAGCUCGGCUUCCUCAUCGGCGAUUUGGGACAGAAGAAAUACUGCUGUGGUCGAGCCUCCUCUGCGCCCCCCGCCCCCGCCUCCGGCCCCAGGGACCGGGAUCCAGGCCCUGGAAACCGUGGGGGGUUUUGGUGCAAGGACUUGGCAGGUGUGAUCAAGCUAAGUGUCUUGAGGUGGGGAGAUGAUCCCGGAUUAUCUGAGAGGGCCCAGCGUAAUAAUCCCAGAGGUUUUAGGCAAGACCAGCAGCCAAGUGGAGGCUGGAGAGACCCGGGGAGCCCCGAGCCAGGGGUUGCUGGUGCCCCCCAGAGGCUGGGAAGGGGACAGAGUCAGAGUGUCCCCUCGGGCCUCCAGAAGGAGCCAGCCCUGCAGACGUUUGGACUUUAGCCCACUGAGUCCAGCCUCCAGAAACAUAAGACAAUAAAGUCGUGUCGUUUAAAGUCACCACGUUUGGGCUAAUGCGUUAGAGCAGCCACAGGACACUCCCGCAAGGGUCUCUGAGCACAUUGCCACGUGUCCAUCCAAAAUGUUCUAGGCCAACUGCGAGGCAUAGAGAUGCUAGAGCUAGGGAGCCUACCUGCAGGGAACUGGCACAAAUACUUAGAGUAUUAAAGAGGAAAACAAGAAAUCACAGAAGCAGGCCUCGGAUCCAGCACCCUGAGCAUUCCGAGGGAAGAGGGUGGGUUCCUGGCAGGGGUGUCAGGAGAAGCCUUCGGAAGGGAGUCUGCCCUUCCAAAGUAGGGCGCCCAGAAACUGGGUGCCUGGGGAGCGGGAAGGACGCCUGGUCGAGGCGUAACCGGGACCCGCAGGUGGAAAUCGUGUGCUCGCAGGAGAGCGUGUUUAUGGAACCGUUAAUGCUUCAGGAUUCUUCUUGCAAUGGGGAACCCAAUUGCCUUCAAGGAGCUCACAGGACAGGGACAGUAAUUAGGAGAGUGUCACGGAGCAGGUAACGGCCCCCAUCAUGGGAGAGGAGGUGCUCUGAGCACAGAGAAGUGGAGCGCAGGGUGGGCGGCGGGGAGCAGAGGGGUCUGGAGGCUUCCUGCAGGAAGGGACUCAACCGAUGAGUGGAAUCCAAACAAGCAGUUGGCCAAACCAGAUAGGAGACAAGGUGUGUUCCAGAUAGAGGAAGCAAGCUGGAGCCAGGCACAGGUGGGGAGGGAGAAGGAUGAAGGAGGGUGAGGCACAAGGCAGUCCCAGGAGGGUUGGAGGCUUGAGGAAAAGACUAAUAUGUGGCAAGAAUCUGCAGUGUGCACUGCUCUAGCGAUGCUCCUCAGGCACCAAACAGGCAGGCAGUCGGGUUUCUCCAGGGUUGGGGUUUUGCCAGGUGAUGGCCAUCGUUUAAGGUGUGAACUAUGGAGAAUGGUUGGAUUAGGGAAGGAAUGAACAUAGGUGGUAAGGGAGAGAGUGACAUCGAUGUGGUUACAGAGCAGGGGUAGUAGGAGCAUCUAGGUGAUGGAGCGGAAGCACCGGAGGUUGUGGCCGCCCAGGAAGGGGGUCUGCAUGGAACAUUCCAUCUCCCAUGUGGCCGUGGCAUCGGGUGGCUGGAACAGAGGGAAGGAGAAGGUCAUUGGAGACAAAGCAGUCAAGGAAUGGAGAGGCAGGGGAUGGACAGCCCCAUGGGGGUCCCUGCAGUCAGGCAGGUGCUGGGGGGGUCUGGGGAGGAGACAGCCCGUAGGUCAGGUGCCAAGGCCAGUGUCCAUGCACGGGUGGGAAUGCAGGGCAGGACAGCCUCCGCUGCUGCCCCAGAAGGGCCAGACCUCACGGGGCAGCAGCAAAGACCCAGAUGCAUUCAAAAAAGGGAAAGAAAGCCCGUGCUCCUGGAGCCCGGUGAUGCGCUCUCAGAGGCCGGCAGAGGCUGGGCCACCAGGCCCUCGUGGGCAUCGGGGGUCACCCCACGGUCUGUGCUCCAGCCCCCGGAGGUUUCCUGGAGAGCAGAGAUUGAAGUCAGCAGGCAAGGAUCCAGCUGGUACAUGUGUUUAAUGUAGAUCACAUGGUGUUCAAAUAUAUAUUUUUGCGUUGACUGCCAAUAUAUAAAUUCUACAUAAGA